Molecule: messenger RNA, 11127 nt
Organism: Cephus cinctus (wheat stem sawfly)
Lineage: Eukaryota; Metazoa; Arthropoda; Insecta; Hymenoptera; Cephidae
Product: titin
Exons: 4
Coding region: 1715-8140 (2141 amino acids)
Molecular function (GO): protein binding
Source: RefSeq, a predicted model, not a curated record
AGUAGAUAUAGUAUAUGUAGCAUAUAUAUAAAAUAAAGGUUAGGCAAAUCUCUAUAUCCCUACUUCGUCCUCAAGGACUGUAGCUUAUCUGACCUUAGUAUCUCUAUGGAAGAGAACGUUUACCCUCUCACCUUUAAUAGUUGGAGAUCGAUUGGCUAUCCAGAAAAGUUUUUCACUCAUUCCCCGUGAAUUCCUAUGUAUCCUCGAGACACGCGAUGUUCGAUCCGGCCAGUCCUGAGAAUCUUAUGAAUCUUUUAGCAUAUCAAAUGAGAAUCGGUAGACCCUGAUGUAGAGAUUGAUGAAUUUUUUGGCUUCGUCAAACAUACGCUGCGUUAUUUAUUAUGCAUAUGUAUAUAUGUCAUUAGAAAUCGUUACAAUUAUAGGUUAGGGUACACCCGUGCAAUAGCAUGCGGAGACGGUAGGCAGGUAUAGGUAGUUACUAGCCGGUAGUCACGUGAGCUUAAGUAAUCAAUGGAAAAGCAUCGAUCGUCCCUUUGGAGAAGGUGAAAACGUUCGCGGAGUUCAGUCGAGCUUGUGAACUCCCCACCGUAAGAAGAGCACGGGUCGUUCACCGCCGUUCUCUCGAAAUUUCUUAUUUUCAAAUUUGGCUCCUCCGCGAAGGCGUCUGAUACUGUCAAAUUUUACCCGAGGAUCUUCCAUAGUUACUCAGGUACUGAGUACGUUAACAGGCACGUAUCGCGCGCGAAAAUUCAAAAUACGCAACCCCUUAGUUUUCCCGUGGUUAACCUUAGGAAUGUUUUUGAAUAAUUUUUAAUGACCUACUGACAAAGGAGAAGGAUAAUACAGGUCGGAUUUAAGUGGGGAGAAAUUUGGUGCGGUCUUAUUAUAUUUUUAGUUAAAUAAAUUUUUCGAAUUCUAUUACGUACUGUAACGCUGCGAUACAAGACAUGAUGUGUUUAUGCGUGUUUUGCCAAAUGGAUUUAUGGAAGAGUUUUUCGUAUAUAUACAUAUACGUAUGUAUACACUGCGUCGAUUGAUAGUUGGUUUCGUGUUUUUCAAUUCCCUUUUUCUUGGCUAAAUUUUCUACUGCAAUAUUUUUCAACUUGGAUAUGAUCGUGGCGAGGGAAUAAGGGAGGGAGAGAACGAGGGACUGUAGGAGAAAAAAGAUAAGAUAUUUCGUUGACUGUUACAAGGACUGACGGUGUGUGGUAGAUGAUGGGCUACUACUGGUAGCCGAACUCUCUGGCCUAAAUUCAAGUGACGCAAAACCAAACCGACACGCGUCCAACCUCCCACUUCGAGCCUAUAUUAUAAAUACGAAUGGACGUAAAUUAUCCGAUGAACUUGCCGAGAGGAUUUUGCAUGCGUCUUGCAGGAGAAUGCCACUGAAAAAAAAGGAAUUCGAGAUCUCUUAAAAUUUUACAAAAAUUAUUAUAACAGUUUGAGAAUUAAAAUUGUCUUAUAAAAAUUUCCUAAUUAAUUGAAUCAAGUAUCUGCGGGUAUGAUAAGAGUAGAAAGUUGUCGCGAACAAAGGAAAAUUAAUGACUCAUCUGAAAACCGUAUUCGUGACGUUUGUAUCUUUAUUUUUCUUGGAUUCCUGUCAAUUACACAGAAACAAAUAGAUAGUAAAAAUCAAUAAGUCUACGAUAACAGAAUUGUUAUUAUAGAUAAGAGAUUCUAUUUUGAACGGUGACGUCGAUCAUAAGUAUUAACUGUCCUGUUUGGACGCGAUUUAGCUUCCCGUAUACCGGAUAUGGCUACCAGGCCGGAAGAUUUGAAAUCCGGCGGGCUGAUAAUGGCUCCUCGCGUUCCUCAUGGAUUGGCAGCAGCUGUAGAAGGUCUCACCAGGGAGGUGAUACGUCAUCGGCCGGAUGACAUCUACGUAUUUGCUGCUGAUCACUUUGAGAAGUUGCUGGAGCUUAGAGAUCAGUAUGGAAACUGUGCCGACCUGCCUGGUAGGAGUAACAAUACGCAAACCCUGCGCGAGAUGAACAAAGCUGUUAAGCAACGUGAAAAAGGAAGUCGAAUUGAACGUACUAAGCGAGAGCUGGCGGCCCAGAGCGGAUGGUCGUUGACCGAGACGGCUAAGGUCCUGGAGAAGCACAGAAGUAUCUUUGGCGAUAGCGGUAGGAAGAUUAGUACGGAGGAAAUUCGUGCUUUGGCUAUGGAGAAGGAAAAUAAAAUAAAUAAAUUGUCGAAAGAGACGCGCGAGGUGGUCAGGAUCAGGUCGAAGGAAGAGCUCAGGAAGUUUGAGCCUGGCAAGCAUGGUAGGUCGUCCGAAAGAUAUAUUAGAAAAAGUACUAGUAAUGUAGAUUUGGGGAAGUGGGAAAAGUCGCAGAAAGCAGAGUCACGUGGUACGCCGAAAAUUAUAUCGCAGAUUCCUACCUUACCGGGCAGUACAAAAAUGUUGGCAAAGGACAUAAAAUCGGAACUGAGGAAGAAUCGUAUCAGCAGCAGAGAGAGAAGAUCUAUUGGUGAUAAGAUCAAUGAUAAGGGGAGUGAAAGUGGUAAGGAUCAUUUUGUAAAAUCUUCUAGAAGGUCGCAGGAAAGCGUCGGCAAAGAUUCGGAGCCGAGAAGACGGAAGAAGACUGAAGUAACGGAUAAUCAAAAGCAGAAGACUGAUUCGUAUAGAAGCAGCAGGGCUAUGAGCAUGGACAGGGUCAAGGACUUCGUAGUGAAGAGGCUAUCGGAUACGAAGAGUCUUGAGGAAAUUCAGUCACCAGGGUAUGUUGAGAAGGUCCAGGAAGUUAUCGACGAGACUGCUCCUCUCAUCAGGGAGAAGGUAGAGGAACUCAAGCUGGUCGCCGUUGGAUCAAAAAGGUCGCAUCACGGAUACGAGUCCGUUGAUGAAUCGACCAGUACCUCGGAGAGGUCGAACAAGUCGAAUCAGACCGACGAUGUCAGGACCCGCAGCGCCAUGUCCAAGUCCAGGAAGUCCAGAAGGUCGGAGAGCCUGGCUAAGACUUCCGGUACUGACGCAAGGACGAAUAACGAUUCGUUGGAUGGUAUUGAGACUCUGGCCUCUGAGCCUGCAACACCGAAGACCAAGGAAGACGGCCUGGAGACUAGACUGACGGAAACCAGAAACCUUCUAGAAGGUCUAUCCUCGGCUUUUUCUCAAGCUGGAGAAAGGGAGAGAGUUCGAAGAUCAAGAUCAGCCAAGGGUACCAGAAAAAAUGGCAGCGUGUCUGGGGAAUCUGAUGUCUCAGAAUAUCUGGACGUUCCAAAGAGUCCUGGAGGUUCUACCAAUCUCUCCUUACCAGCUGUUAGGUCAGCCUCAUCCAGGAACGCGUCCAGGAGCGUCUCUAGGAGUGAUUCGGACAACCUGGUCCUACCUCCAAUAUCUCCGGAAGCACCCAAGUCGGCCAAGCCUCGGGAGGAUCUUGUUCUACCUAUUCUGUCACCUUCUGGAACAGCUCCAUCGACCACGGAGUCAAAAGCACUGUCCACACCGGAUGUUAUUGACUUGGUGAAAACUUCCAGGGAACCUGAAACACCUGAACUCGAUGAGAAUCUCUUGGAGGAUACUCCUGAGGUUGAAUUAAAUCUACCGGAAACUGAGGAAGUCUUCAAGGAUAGCUUGAAUGUUACACCGGAAGACGCUGCUGAAGUUCCACAGAGACCGGAUUCCUUGGAGAACGACGUCAACGUGGACGUCAACGCGGACGUCAACGUGGACGUUGACAUGGAAAUCAAGAAAGGGACGAGUGAUGAGCUUAAAAAGAAACUCAUAGAAAUUGAAAGUGUUGAGAGAAAUAUUGAGAACGUUCUCACUUCAGAAAAUGCGAACACCAGUCGACCGGAUGAGCCAGGUGAAAGUCCAAAAAUGCAAGUGCCUCCUGAAGAAAAUGAAAAAAUUAACGAAAUUUUUAAUAUCGAAGAUAAAUUAAAGGAGGUGGAAGACAGCGAGAAGAGAAUUUCAAACAUUUUAAAUUCCGAAUUACCUAAGGACGAGGACAAUAUUAACAUAAGAGAUAAACUUCGUGAAGUUGAAGACACCGAGAAGAGAAUUGAAGAUAUUUUAGCCAAGGAAGCCACGAAGAGUACCAUCAUCGGAAAUGAAGAGAAAAAUGAGGGGGAUAAACUCGAGAAGGAGAUGCAAAAUAAUUCAGCUGCCUCAAGGGAAACGACGUCGGCAGGAGAGGAAAUAUUGAAAAUAGUUUUAAGAACAACCGCCGAGGCGGAACUGGACGAAGAAUUACAAAACACUUCAGAAAUUCCUGCUGAAGUGAAGUCGAAGCCUAAGGAUGACGUGGAAAUAAUAAACUGCCCGAAAAAUCAAGCCGAGAAGCAAAUGGAAAUAUGUAAAAUGGCUGAGGAACCAGUAAAAAAUAAUACUCAGUCUGUGGAGAAGCUGCAGAAUCCAAAAAAAUAUGAUGAAACAAACAUGGCGGAAGAUGAUAAAAGAAAAGAAAAAAAAGAUGAUAAGACCAAUUUAGCAACCGCAGAGGCAAUUCCUUAUUCCUAUAUUUUGACAGAAGGCUCGCCAUGCGAUAUACCGGAUUCCGUGACUACUGUAAUUAUCCCGGAAAGACCACUCCAGUCGUCCGAAUCCGAAACAAUGGAAAUCCUAUUAGAAAACGGACACGAAUUUGAUUCAUCAGAAUCCAAGGGUCAGAAUGAAGAUACUUCCGCUUUGAAGACGAAUGAGUUGUCGUCAGAGUCGAAGGAAGAUGAGAUGAUGAAGUUGAAAGAUAUUAUGGACAAUUUUGGAGAAAUUGUUGAACCGGAAGUGAUCGAGUGCUCGACGGUAGACAUUGAUUUUAUACGUGGUAUCAAGGCCAAUCAUGAAAUAAUGAUAUCACACCAGGAUCUAGGAGAAAUUAAGGAAGAAGCAGACAAGGAAGUAGAGGAAGCAGAAAAGACAGUUGAUGAUGUUAAUGUUGAUAAACAUGGAAAUACAUUAAAAUUAGAAAAUAUACAGGAGAAAGACGAAUUUGACGAAGUAACCGGAAGUAGAGAAGCUGAUAAUGAUUUGAUUGCCGGUGAUUAUGAGAACGUGGAAAAUCGUGUCAAAGGUCAAGAUGAAAAUUUAGAAUCACCAGCGGAAGCUGUGAUCAGUACCGACGGACGAAAUACGGAUUCGGAUUCAACGGAAGUGAAGGAAACGAGCAUUACAGAUGGCCCGUUGGAAAAUACUUCUGAAAAUACACCGGAAAUCGAAAGUAUCGAACCAAGAUCCUCGGAGUCAACCAAUGAGGUUAAAGAAACUACUAUAACCGAUAGAACUUUAAAUGGCGGUUCUUUUGAACCGGGUAAUAAUAUGCCAAUUGUUCCAGAAUUAAAUUUGGAUUCACUUCAGGAUAUUACGGUCUCCUCGUUUAGAAUGACUGAUGAUGAGUCAGCAAAGGAGGCCAGUGACACCAGUCGACAAGAAUCUGAAAGUACAACUUCAUUCGUGGAGCCCCUGACUUCUGACGAAACGAAACCGGAUAUGGGUGCAGAAGAAAUUAUUGAGCAAAAAAUUGUCAAGACCCAAGUUGAGAUUAAGGAAGAACCUUGUGAAAAAGUGCAGAUUUAUACAACAGGGAAGGAGGAGCAGGAAGUUGAGGAGGGAACCGGAAAUGGUCUGGUAGAUAUCGAAGAUAAAGUUUCACUCGAAGCUACGACUGUUACCGAUGCUUUGUCAGAAGGAAUCGAGGUUGAACUUUUGAAAAAUGCAGAAAACGCGUCAUCGGAACUUGAGAGAGAUACCGAAGACAAAAACGAAGAUCAUCAUGAAGCCGUCGGUAGAGAAUACCAUUCCGAUACCAAUACUGAUGAUAAGAUUCAGAAAAAGACAGAAGUGGCAUCAGAAGAUAUAGAAAAUUUAGCAGAACCCAAUAAAAAUCUUGAGGAAGACGAGGCUGUCGAACCUGAUCAACAAGAACAAUCACUUCCGGUUGAAAGUUCAGAUGACUUGAAAAAGUCAAAAGAUUCGACUGUUAUAGAAUCAGAGAAAAUAAAAAUUCAAGAAAUUUUAUCGGAACAAGAUGAAGUCCAAACUGACGAAGCAAACGUAAUCAAAGUUUCGAGUCCACCGGAAGCGGAAGUCUUUACCAAUAAUCUCGACGAUGACGCAACUAUCAGCGAGAAACAAGAAUAUCACAUUUAUGUACCGGAAGUGGCCGGAAGUCAGGAAAGUACAACAACAGAGAGUAGCACCUUCAAUUCAGCAGCCACAAAGAUUCAAGCCGGAGUACGAGGUUUUCUAACCCGCAGAAGACUUCAGAGUGCACAAAAGCGCAGUUCUACCCUAGACAGUGUUCCCUCCAUUCAAGAUAGCUUUGCGGUCGACACUGCGUACCUGUCGCCAAUCGAGGAAGUGGGUCUGGCCAAUGCCGCCACUACUAUUCAGAGUAAUUAUCGUGGGUACAAGGCGAGGCAGAGGUUACGACGAGAGGACGCCGUCCAGAAGAUGACCCUGAGCAUGGAGAACGCUUUUACGGAGAACGGACUUCAGCAUACGGGAGAAUUUCAUGAUUGCAUCCCACUUCCGGUCUUUGACGACCUGGGUCUGAUGUUGAAGUUAGCAGCUGAAGGUUCCGAUAAAGGCCAAGGAGACAAAAGGGUGGUGGAUGGAGAUCAGGUUGAACCGGAAGUUGAUGGGAUGACGGAAAAUAAUAAGGAUGUUGGGGCAGAUGAGUCUUCGGCAUCUUCUUCGAAGGAGGAAGGUUCUACCAGUGACGUGACGAAGUCAUCGACUAUUGCGGAAAGUGGGUCCUGCACUGAACCUGAUCAGGCUAGCCAAGUUCCUAGCGAGUCCUUGGAGUCCUUUAGCGAGAGGCAGAUACUGGAACGUGCCGUGGGUCAGAUAUUCAUGGGCCAAUCAUCCAUCCCAGUGGUUCAUGUUGGUAUGGACCAGGUCGUAGACUUCGUCAUGAUAGCCAAGGAUGAGUCUGUUUUGCAAAGUCGGUACUUGAACUUUAUAACAAGCGUCGAAGAUGAUUCUGCUGUUCGGGCAGAUUCCAUCAAUGGGUUGGACCUCACGCAGAGUCUCAGGAGUAAUGCGGGCGUUGAGAGUUUGCCAUUGGACAAUCCUAGCAACGUUUCCGGUGGAAGUCAAGUCUGGGGACCAUUGGCACUGUCUGACUCUUCUAGAGGCGUCAUCAUCGAGGAGUUGCCAAGGUCGGAGGAAGGAUCCUUGGAGAAAACUCCAGUACCGUACUCCUAUCCGGAAACUCCAGAGACCUUACCGGAUGCUGAAGCUAAACCGGAAACGUUGGAGGAAGUCGAAGAUCCUUCACUUGAGACUCAUCAGCUUACUCAUGAUUCUCCGGUUUCCUUUGACGACGAGCACGCCUUCCUGGAAAGCUCUCCUAUCUCUUUGGAUGAUCCUACGUCCCCAGAGACAUCCAGAGUCUCAUCCGGUAGACGUAACAGAUCAGCAGGCACGUCUAAGAUGAGUUUAGUGGGGGUGCGCGAAGAGGAAGCUGCUCCUGGUGAGGAGAAGAAGGAUUCGACUGAAAAGGAAGCGCUGCCACCAUUGGCUAAUUUGGAGUCUGAAUUAGAAUCGCUUGACCCAGAUCAUCGACCUGGUGAAUCAAUCGAUUCCGCUCAUCCUGUUGAUCCUUCGUCCAUGGUGCCAGAUGCUUCCUUGGCAACAAUUUCCUUCUCCAUGAACGUGGAUGACAUGUUGGGUUUUGGCGAAGAAAACGAGCAAAUUCAAUCCAAGCGACAAUCGAUCCUCGAGGUCACAGUGACCCCUAGGGAUCUGCUGAAGUCUAGCAGGUCGCAGGAAAGUCAGCUUAGCGGCGACCGGGUGGAGUCGCCUGUGACCAUGAUGCAAAUAGUUCCAAAAAGUGUCGAAGAGAAGUCGGAUAAGUCUGAAGUGGAGGGCAAUUCCUCGAACGAGGACCAGGUGAAGGCAGAAGAAGCAAAAAUUGAUAACGAUGCAUCAGCAUCCAUCGCAGAAGCCAAACCGGAUGUCCUACAGUCAGACGCCAAGAACGACCAGGGACAGCCGGAAGACUGUCAAACAGGUCAGAGCAAAGAUUCCAGUGAGGAUACGAAUGAGGGAAAAAAUUUAAAAGAAAAUCAAAUAACGGAAACAAAGGAGCAAGCCAGUCCCAAAGAAAACAUAUCGAAUUCACCCAUAGAGUCCACGGAAGACACGGAUGAAUCGGAAAAAAGUCCUAAAACUUCAUCCACGGAGAAGAACAAUACAUACUCUAUUCACAACGAGGAGAAGCAAGAAUAGAGUUAGCUUCCGCUUUAAGAAAAUUCAAAACAAAGCGCAUUACCUUAUCGCCAGUACCUGUAGUCCAAAUUCAGAGUAAGAGUGAAAGUUGAAAAGAAAAAGUGACGUCAACGCCCAACCUGGGCUUAAGGGAAAUGACUGAAGCCGUUUUCGAGUUUCCUGGCCGAACCUAUUAAGGCGAGCUAUUCUUAUCAGUAUCUCUGGAAGAGGACACCUUGACGUCAUACCUAGGGCAGAGUUAAUGAGUGAAGCUUGCCAAAAAUUAAGGCAUGUCGCUAGAUUAGUUAUGCUAAACUAGGACAGAGCCCAGGUAAACUGAAGUUGCCGCGCCCAUCCGUGCAGCUAACUUCGGACGAGUCAUUAGUUUCCUCGAGGGAAGAUUCACUAACGAUCGUCUUUUGGUUCCCGGGUGCUCUUCUGAACGGACCAUUUAAUAACCUGGAUGAUCCUUGUGUGGAUGAUCGUCAUCUUGAUCAUCGGUAUGGUGACCGGGCGACGAAACGAUCACGAGUCACGUUCUGCAUUCCUUCUGGCCGAAGAAUGCGACGAUCACCAGCUCAGGAAUGGACCUUGGGUCGUAUUUCGGUACACUCUCGCUAACGUUGGCCAGAGUGGCUGCUCCCAAGCAAGCUGCUACGUCACGAGGGAACGAUGCGUCACGCCAGAAAUUAUGUCACAUUGGGAGAAUGGAUGAGCCAAAGAAAAAGGGAGAGAGAGAAACGUAUUACAGAGCUCAAAGAAAAGGAUGAAGUUAGCGUGAAUCGACAUGAGAAAAGUCACGUAUUUAGAAAGUGGUGUCUCGGAAUAAUAAUUGAGACUCAUGAGAGAAAAAAAACCAAAGAUAGUACAAGAACAACAAAGUCAACGUCGUGAACCUUCUACCAUAGAUUAUGUAAUUUUGCAAAUUUAUAAAAUACCACAAAAAAAAGUAGCAGACCGAAACACGAGACACCUUUGCCUUUGGGCAGCCAGAAAGUCGAGAGUCACGAGUAACAGUAUUAUUAUGUAAUUUUUUCAAGCAUCCCAACAGGUUAAAACCAAAUUACAAAACUCCCCGUUUGUAUCUGACUUCGGACAGAUGAACAUUCAGGAGUGUUGAAAAAUAAAAAGAAUAAAAUCAUUUGCGACCGGGGAAGUACAGUAUAAACAGGAAGCAGAAUAUUCGUUUUCGAGAGUACACACUGUUUCCUGGCUGUUUUACAGAACCAACAUGCAAAAGUGAGGUUAGGUCUGGUUACUCCCGUGUACGUGAACGCGAUGAUAAUAUUACACGACGAUAAUUUUAAAGUCUGUCACGGUCGAAGCACGACGGUUUCAUGUCACUUCUCGAGGUCAAAGGUCACGACUACUUCGGGUUAACGAUAAAUUAGAAGUUCGUAUUGUAUACACGAUAUGUAUAUACUCACUGGCAAUAUUAUCCAAAGUAAUAUCACAUACCGAUAUGAUGAUAAAUUUUCAAUCAACUUUCCUUUUCAUUCAAUAAUCUCUGUAUGUACGCAUAUACUCGAGUAGAAGUGAAAAAUGAAGCUUUCACGUGAGGUAUUCUCAUUGAACGUCCUGCCGGUGACGCACGAGCAACAGGAAGAUAAAGUAGUCGUUAUUAAUAGCGGCUUAAUAAUGCAACUGGGGUGCGAUGUGAACGAGCAUACGUAUAGGCAUCCAUUGCCGGUGGCCCAUAGAAUCUACAGUGGAUAUUAAUAUAUAAGGAUUAGCAUAAUGGAGGCUGUUUGCGUAGGAGUGUAAUAAGCUUGACGAUAUAUGGACAAACGUUCGACGAUGCUCGUCAUCGUAAUUGCCGCUGCUAUUUUUCAUUCCGAUCAAACACGCAGUCUAUUUUGAAACUGUAAACAUUAUCGAGGGAGAUAAACGUUAUGGACAGAAAGAGUAAAUCAAUUGUCCUGAUCAAAGAGUCCGUGAGCGUCCUCUAGUACUUACGUACAAAGUAUUGAUAUCAUGGAAGAUCGAUGUUUGGUGAGUUUGAUAUUUGUACAAAAAAUACAAGCACGUUUCAAAUUUAAUGAUCGUUGAAAAAAUUUAGUUGAAAAAAAAGGUUUCAUACGAGUCACGUGUCAAUUAUCGUUCGAUUCGUAUCCCACGAUUGGUAUGUCGUAUCGUGUGUGUAACUGGUGUGUGUCUCGAGUCGCAAUUAGUAUCGAUCAAGUCGAUGAAUUUAUUAUGUCUCGGAGCAGUAAUCUGGCCCAGGAUUCAAUUGAAUGCAUGUUCAGUCUUAUUGGACAAACAAAAAGAUCGGGUAAUAUACGUAUUGUAAUGCAUGACUGUGAACGGGGCAUAAAUAAUAAGUGGAGUUAGGCGUCAAGAUACGAGUAAAUGUACGUACGGGAGCUGGGACAAAGAGUAGUGUUGUAUUUUGAUUGAACCACGUAUGCACGUUUCCGUGAAGUCUGCCGAUGACAAUGUGUUGAUGUUAGUCAUCGUAAAGCGUCGGGUCGGUCGUCGAGAUCGACGCUGCUACGCAAUAAUUUCGCGCUGAGACAAAGCGACGUGAGAAUAACAUUAGAGCCCGGUAGUGAUUAGUCAGGGACAAUCGACCUUCUCAGGGUGGUAACACUGACGGCGUCGACCACUACGAGGAUGAUGAUGAUGUUAAUGACGAUGGCGAGGAUACUGCUUGUGGUGGUAAUAGGGAAACAGCAGUGAAUUCUGCCAAUUUUCAACGUCAUCGGGGAGAAGCGAAAGCGAAGCGACGGGUGGUUCAACGACGCGUAAACCAGGUGAAACGGUCUCUGCGCAUGCGCCGAGGAUUUUCCGUCCGUAUAGAGUUCAAGUCGAGCGCAACUGUUGCUUCAGUUUCGCACGAGACACUACGCGAGUUGGAACGGUGGUGAUACACGGGAGAUAUUUGAGAAAAGAGAAAAAGAUAAAUCGAAGAAUCAGUGAAGAGUCUCCGGGACGCGGGAGACUAAGAGAUUAAAUAUAUAUCUGAUCUCUGUGAGGAUCAGAAAUAAAGAGUGUCUGAACAGCUAAUG